Messenger RNA from Octopus sinensis (East Asian common octopus), 663 nucleotides. Its product is annotated as peptidyl-prolyl cis-trans isomerase A2. Gene Ontology annotation, biological process: protein folding; protein peptidyl-prolyl isomerization. Lineage: Eukaryota; Metazoa; Mollusca; Cephalopoda; Octopoda; Octopodidae. Gene Ontology annotation, cellular component: intracellular membrane-bounded organelle. The coding region runs from base 102 to 614 and encodes 170 amino acids. The record is from RefSeq and is a predicted model, not a curated record. The transcript is spliced from 5 exons. Gene Ontology annotation, molecular function: peptidyl-prolyl cis-trans isomerase activity.
UGAUUCGUGCUGCAUCCAAUUACCGUUGUACCUUUGCAGUGUUCGCAUCUUCAAAGAAGUCAAUCAUUCUCCGUUUUUUCUGUCGCUCGCUCUUUACCAGAAUGUCUGAUAAAGGUUCUACUAGAUGCUAUUUUGAUGUUGAUAUUGGUGAGGGAGGAAGACACGGAAGCGAGAGGAUUAUAUUUGAGCUCUAUGACAAGAUUGUGCCGAAAACUGUUGAAAACUUCAAAGCACUCUGUACUCAUGAGAAGGGAUUUGGAUACAAGGGCAGUAAGUUCCAUCGUGUAAUUCCUGGUUUCAUGCUUCAGGGUGGCGACUUCACCCGUGGAAAUGGGACCGGCGGUAAAAGUAUUUAUGGUAAUAAGUUUGAAGACGAAAACUUCCAGGAGAAACAUUUAGUUGCUGGUAUGUUGUCUAUGGCCAAUGCUGGUCCUAACACCAACGGUUCUCAGUUCUUCAUCACAACUGCAAAGACUGACUGGCUGGAUGGUAAGCACGUUGUGUUUGGUAAAGUAGUGGAAAAUUAUGAUUUUGUUAAGAAAAUUGAAAGUUAUGGCACCGCUAGUGGUGCAUUGAAAGAAACAGUGACAAUAAAGGCUGCUGGAGUAUUAUAAUGUUGAUUGAGCACUUUUUGAAUUAUUCCAAUAAAAUCUCUUAAUCUUG